GCAAACCCAAACGAUCUAUCCAAUCUUACCCACUGGUUGUUCAAUGCAACUUUGCUACUUCAUCUUCUGCUAUGCGACGAGUCCACGUCUCAUAUUUGCGAGAUUUUAGGUCUGUUCGGGUUGAUGGAAGAAAUGGUGAAUGUGAUUUAUGGAAAUGCACUGCUCGAUCACACACCUCCAGAGCUUCAAGAAGAGUGGGAUGCGCUCCAGUUUGAGGGAGAAUGGGACGGUUGGACGGUCUUAAUAAAUCGGGUUAUCAGCCCAAAAAAGAAGCCUGCUACUUCUGCCAUACGUAAUUCCGGUUCUUCGGGGAAGAUGGGUCCACCCCCUACACCUGGUACAGGUGGCAUAAGCGCUUCAAACUCUGCAAAUUCGGUCAAUGGUGGCAACAUCAGAGCCUCAGGCUCGAGUCAAUCAACGGUGAAAGGAGAUUCCAAUCCCAAGGCGAGACCAGCUUCUGGAGCCAGUAUUUCUUCAACCACCAAGUCAAAAGGAUUGCCCACGCCAUCAAGCACCCGCCCUUCGUCCCCGCCGAAUCCUAGUAACUUGCUUGCGGCAUCUAACUCGGUCACAUUUUCUUCCAUCAAGGAUACUCUUAGUAGGGCCGCAGGUAGUGUUAGUGG
Molecule: messenger RNA, 623 nt
Organism: Acaulospora colombiana
Lineage: Eukaryota; Fungi; Glomeromycota; Glomeromycetes; Diversisporales; Acaulosporaceae
Source: the annotation of a GenBank genome assembly